GACGGGGAGCGUUGCUAGGGCGGCGGCGCAUGCGCGCAGGGGCGGGGCGGGGCGGGCUCGCCGUGAGGAGAGCCGGGGCGGGCGGGUAGCGGCCAUGGAGCCCCGGGAGGAGCGGGUUCUUCCCAUUGCAACAACUCCACCACAUCAUGGCUGGGAGGAGGAAGCCUUAAGCCACAGCAGUAGUGAAACCCAGGUAUCAGCUACCAGUGGGAUGUCCCUUGGAGAAGCAAUACGUCGGGAAACAGCCAUUAAAUGGGGAAUUGAGUCAUGGUAUCGGCUCCCUGCAGAAGUGGAUGUCAGCCGAUUGACUGCUGCCUCAGAGACCAAGCUUGGCCUGACUGGUGAUAGAAACGACCUGACAGAGUUCCCUACCCUGGAGGAAGGAGUGUUGGCUUCAGCAGAAGCAUCUAGAAGGCAGUCUCCUGGAGAUGCAGCACAUGGCUUACAACUGGAUACUCCGGGCACUCAGUUCUCUCCCUGUCUUCCACGGCUGACAUAUUUAACACAAGGCCAAAGAUGCUCAGGUGUGACGCUUCUCCAGCAAUCAGAAAUGGAUUUUAUUCCCUUAAGAGGAGUCCCUGAUGUUUCUGGUGUGUCUGAGGAGCAUUUAAAGCCGUCCUACAUCCGUGAAACUCAGUCACUGAUGGACACAGAAUCCCCCUCCAAUGCACCCAGUGACUGCUUUCCUCUAUCACAGCAUCCUCUUCCACUUGAACACAUGGAGCCUCAUGAUGCCAGUCUUGGUGGUGGUUUGGCUCAGGAAACCUCUUCUUCUGGACAAGCACCUGUGAGCAAGGAGGCAGAUGAAGACUUUAAACCUGGUACUCACGAGGAGGCACUGAUCCCCCAAACAAGUGCCAGUUUAGCAAACUCCACUUCAAAGGUGAUGCCAACAGAGGCAAAUAGACUGCACCAAAUGGCAGCUUCUCUUGCAGAGCAGAUCUGUAGUAUCGCUGUAAAAGAUGAACAUUUCUCCCAUGACAGCAGUGUAGCAGCUAUUGGUUCUGAGCUUGCAGAGAAAGAAAAAGGGUUACUGAGGAAUAAUGAGUUCUCAUCUUCAGAAAGCUCCUCUUGUAAAACAGCACUGACAAAGGACUCGGAAAAGAAUGAGAGAGAGAUGCAAAAGGAAGAGGUAAAAAGGGCUGAGAGUGAGUCAGAAGGGUGCAUGAGGCAGCUGCACAAAGAGGAGAAGGUUCCUGAGCUGAAUUUAUCUGAUAAUGUGAGGAAAGACAGUUGUAAAAAUUCAGAUGCUCAACAUGUUUGUUCUGCAAAGGCUUCUGAAGCAGGCAAAGAAAUGUCAAAGGAAAAUGGAAUGGAUUUAAAUGGCUCUGAAAGCUUGAAGUUAGUGGCUGUUACUGAGGAGCUCCAGGGAGCUUUCCUAGAUCAUCAGCAGAAGCAGCCAUCUCCUGCAGUGAGGUUUGAGAAAGAGGAGUUUAUCCCUGCUGUGACAAACACCAGUGAUUGUGCACCUAAACAACUGGUUGUGACUGACACGGGAGCUCCUUCCCCACUCAGUGAGGAUGCCUCAGUGGAAGCAGAACCUGGAGGAAGCAGGAGUGCAUUAACUAUCUCAGACUUCUCCAUAGAAAGGGGCCAUAAAGUAACAGGCAUUUCCCCUUCCUUUAACCUUGUGAGUGAUGGCUCAUUCUCUGUCCACCUUCCUCAUCCAAGCUAUCAAUCUACUCCAGGGAUACUUCUGAAGAAAAAAAUGAAGGCAGAACUUGGUGCCCUUAUGGUCAAAUCAGAUAUUCAGGCGUCUUCCUGCUUAAAUGAAGAAACUUCAGAGAACUCCUCUGCUGUCACACCUGCAUCUGAUGAGAAGCAACAGUCCCUCCAGUGUGCUCAGAAAGCAAGCAGUGAACAUUUGGAGUCCUUAAAACUGACACGUCCCCACACUGGAAGGAUUCAGGCUCUCCCACCACUUAGUUUCAUGGAGAAGGUAGGGGCUUGGAACAUGAGCCAGCCAGAGGAAGCAUCUGGUGUGGUGACUUCAUGUGAAGUUUCUCCAGGUGGAAUUUCUCCCAGGAGAGCCUUCAGUGCCAUUGCCAGUUCUUCAAACAAGAUGUUAUCAAUGCAACGAAGUGAUGGAGACCCCAAAGAUGAUGUUGCUGCUUCCUCCAGAGUGACAGGUUCCUUGGAAAGUUUGCAUUUCCACACUAAAAACCUACUCCUUGCUUACCCUCUCACCAGGUCUCAGUCUGACAGCACAGUAAAUGUUUCCAGUAGGAAUGCAUCCUUGGUUGAAGUUCCCCUUCCAGCAGACUCAACAGAGGCAGUGCAGCCUCUAGAAGACAAAAGUAAUGUUUCAGGAGUGUCUGAAAACAGUUUAGGGAGCUCCAUGAUCCAAAAGAUUACAGCUGCCAUGGUUGCUGGAUCUAGCAGUAAAGAUGCACAAGAUAACAGUACAGGACAAAGCUCAGAGCCGGAUGUUCUUGUUUCCAGUGAAGGAGUUGCUCAGCUCCUUAGAGACGAUGGUAACUCUUCAGCUGAUGACCAGAAGAACUGUGAUGCUCUGGAAAAUCAGUCUCACAACUUCAGUAUUCCUGCUGGCCAUGUCAGUGUGGACAAUCUGGGUGAUACUUCUCCUGAUAGCUUGAAUCUUCCCAUUAGUUCUGGGGAAGGUAGACCCAGGGGUUUGGGCUCUGCAAGGAGCUCUUCAGGGGUUUCCAGGCACUUCUUCACCAGUGCAGAAAAUAACUUCAUCCCUGUUGGAGCAACUUUGGAAACUCCUGAGGAAGAAGAGCUUAAUAUUGAGGAAAGGAUCCCACUAUAUCUUCAGAACCUUGGCAUUGAUCAGUCACCUGGAACCAUACUGAGGCCAUUUGUGCCCCGAGGGCCCAUCAGGGAAGUUGAAUUUUCCCCUUCAGAGCUUAGAACACUGAAGGACUCCACUGACACACUGGCAUGGUCAGCUCCACAGCCACAAGGUAAAUUGCUGUCAGCAGCUGAAAUCACUCAGACAAGUUUCAGCUUCGGCACACCUGCUCUCAGUGUGUCUGUACCAAUGCAUCCAGAGGUUGGCUUUGAUGCUCUGUCACCCCAUGAACUCUCUCCCUGCUUUUCAGGGUCUCUUGGAGACAACCCAGUGAGUCAGUGCACUGGUUCAUGCCAUCAUCUGGAGACUACAGCUCCCGAGGCAGAGUCUUCAGCUGUCUCCAAAGCAGCGGAAGCAAAGCAGGAGCUGCAGAGUGUUUCACCUCACUGCCAUGCUGACAGGGAGAGUCCCAGCCUUGCUGCCAAGAGCGUUCAGGAUCUGCUAGCUAAAAAUGAGUCCAAAGAUGCAUACAGCAGCCCGCAGAGAUGGGCUGCCGGUGCUUUGGCUGCAGUUAAAGGCGAAGUGGAAGUUGACAGAGGAUCACAAACAUCAAGUGUAGGUAAUAAGAGAAAUAAGGAUCAAGAAAGUUGUCAUUUGAUGGGAUCUGCUGCAUUUCAAGAAAUACAGAAGCUUUUGGCAGAGGCAGAGGAUAUAGCUGGCAGGUGGAGUGAGCCUGUCUUCUCCAUUGCCUCUUGUAGAGAAACUGGUGAGUCUUCCCCAGUGCUCAAUAGAAAGGAGGUUGGCUCUGAAGAUUCUAGGGUAGGGAAAGACAGAAUCCCUGAGUUCCACAAGAUACUGUCUCAGGAUGAGGCUAUGACCCAAAGAAGUAGUCAAGAAGAGGGGUUGGUAAUAAACCCUCUGCAUUAUAACACAUGCAGUUUAAGAUGGGAAAACUCUUUUGAUGUCAGUUUGCACAGUAGUGAAGGGGUGAUGAAGGAAAUGACCACAAUGCUUAAGACUGGAAAAUCUGUAGGAAGAUCUGAGCCAGAAGGCUGUAGCAGUGUAACUACAGACAGAAACCAGCCUGGGUUUGUGGGUCUUGCACAAAGCAGUGGAAGCAGUGAAGACAGCACUGGAACAACUUCAGAAUCAGGGAAUCCUUCUUCCUCAGAGCCCCAGGGCAGUGUCACUGAUGCCCCAGGAGGAUUCCAGAGCACCUUGUCUAAUGCUGGUGUAGCUGGAAGCAAGGCAGGAGGCACACGAGGGAGUGAGGACAGCAGCAGUGGAGAUUCACUAGCUGCCCGUGUCAGAAACCUCCUGAUGAGGAAUCCUCCUUCCUCGGAGCCUUUAGGCAGCACCACCAGUGUCCCAGGAGGCUUCCAGAGCACGUUGUCCAGUGCUGGUACAUCUGGAAGGAAGACAGGAGGCAUGAGGGAGAGUGCCAGCAGCAGCAGUGGAGAUUCCCUAGCCGCCCAUGUCAAAAACCUCCUGAGGAAUGGAUCACCUCUGACACAAGUUGUGACGAGCGCAGAUGAAGAGGAGAGGAAAGCACGAGCCUGGGUGAAGCUAAAACUGGCCAGUCGAUCUCAGGAGUCCGUGUCAGACCUGAACCAAGAGGACCAGCAAAGGAUCCAGGAAAUAAAGGCAGAGCUGCUUCGGAGUGCCAGGAAAUCUGCACGUGCCAAGGCUCCACGGGUCUGUGGUUUGGAAGCUGCUUCUGAGUACAGUCGUAAUGGAGAACAGGACAUUGAGCAUUUCAAAGUUCCAAGUGACAGAAGAUUUCAGACUGACAAGCACAGGCAAUCCAUCGGGACUGAGGAGCUUUUAGAGUCAAGCUUGACGCAAGCUGUGCCAUUACAUCAAGCUGAUCCUUCUGAUUGUUGCCUGCUGAAGGAUACACACAUUAAAUCCUUGAGGAUUGUUCAAACGCCUAUCUGCAACCCACAUCAAACAGGUCCAACUGGUCAUUCUGCUGCUGAACUUCACCCACCAUUGCAGAUGGGAGGGGACACGUGUGCAAUGAGGUCUGCAGCUGCUUUUGAUGCCCAAACAGAAGCCCAUUUGCUGUCUCAGAAGAAGCUGUUGAUGGAGAAGUGUUCUGAAGAUCUGGCCAAGCAAAUCACUUCUAUCACCUUUUCAUCCCGAAAACGUUUGCAGUCACCAUUGACUUCCAUGGCACUCAACAGUAGCUUUACUAGAGAUGGUUUUGAUGGGAUAAUGCCUUUGGAGGUUGACUGUGCUAGCACUGAGGAGCACAGCCAUGACAAACAACACUGGGAGAGAUCAAAGACCUCUCCUUCAAGCCCAGUGCUUGCUGGCUCAGUGUCUAGUAAGAUUGCUUAUACUGCUGAGAAAGACAGGUUUCAUCAUGUCUCUGCUGACAGUAACAGUGUUGGAGCUCAUCAAGAGACAGACUGUUUGUCAGAUCAGGAUUCUGAAAGCAUCCAUAUUGAUAAAAGACAGACCCUUAGUGCAAAGAAUUCUGAUGUUCUGCCUCGAGAUGUGACUGACUCGGGCAGGCAAAGUGCCAGACUCCUGGGGCUUGGCUGUGAGAGGAGGUUUGGUCAAGAAAUGAAUAGAUUUAGUGAACCACAUUCCAUAAGCUCUUACCAGGAGGAGAAAAGCAGCCCAGCUGGCCAUGUCCAGUUCUAUGAGAGCUUGAAAGGUUCAGGUCCAGCUCUACAAACUGACCUGAUGAAGGGCCAUGUUAAACUGUCAGCAGAAGAGAAGAACAGUCCUUCUGAUGAAGUACCCCUCAUUCAGAAAGUGAGAGACGCAGUCGAUGCAUCUCACCACUCAUCUACAGAUCCCUGCCUCAUCCUCUCCUCUGUCACCAGCACAGCAGGGCAAGAGCUGCCUCCACAGAGCAGUGAGAGACCACAGGUUCCUGGUUCAGGGCGAUGUAGUGUGAAGAAUACCUUCAACUCUGUAGCUCCUGCAAGCACUGUGAAAAGCACUUCUGAUGCUGCCACUCAGAUAACAACAGAGAGUCCUGUAAAAACCACCUUUUCAGCAGAGAUUUAUGUUAAUUCACAAGACAGUGGAAAUGAUGUUCACCAACCACCUCUCCAGAAAGCACAUGAGCUUCCCAACAACACAGCUUCAUCUCUUGACAAGGUGUCCUCUUUCACAAAGCAGGGUGAUCAGCCCUUAUUGCUGCCAUAUAAACCUUCUGGAAGCACUGGGAUGUAUUAUGUUCCUUAUCUAAAGGCAGUAUCCAAAAUGUCUCCAGUUGGAUCAGAAACCAGUGUGGAGAGCUCUCACUCAGGGUCAAAUGAUGUUCUUCCUCCAAGAUUUCAGGCAAAUCUGCUUGGUUUAAGGCAUGAUAACCCUCCUGACAUUACGGCUCUCAAGCAUCAAGAAGGAAUCUCCAGUAAGAGGGCCAAGCCCAAGUUAGCCUGGGCUGAGGACCAAAUGAUGCCACCAGAUGCUCCCCCAGAACACACAGAGACUGUGAAAACCUCUCAUGCAGCCUCCAAAUCUGCACGGUUCUACCUUCACCAUCCAGUGCCCUCCUGUGAAAGCUACAUCCUGUCUAACAGUGAGCUGUCAGAAGCCAGUUCUGGUGCUGGACCUGCCAGACCUUCCUCAAGUGCUGUCCUGCAGAACAGGAGGAAACCACAUGGUCAUCAGUGUGUUUUCUCUGCUCGUCAUAAAAAAGAUGGUGAAAGUGAAUUCUUUCCACUCACUGCAGAAGCAGAUAACAGCAGGAAUGAGGAUCUAGACAUCAGCACAUCUUUGGGGAAUGAAACAUCAUGGAAGGAGCUCCUUCACCGCAGUAGAAGAGAAGCAGAACAAAAAGCAGCUAGAACUCACCCUUUGCCACGUAGCCAAACAACUCACCUCAAUGAGGAUGAGGAGAACGACCUGGCACAGAGACAGAGAACCCACUCUCAUGGUAGCUUGGAUGAACUCUGGGUUAAGUUUUUGGAGUGCCAGAAGAGACACCAGCACCAUAGUUCUAGGAGUAACGGUGAGCUGACUCUUGUGGAACGCCUUGAUCGACUGGCCAGGGUCCUUCAGAAUCCCCUUAGGCACACACUGAUCCCAACAACCUCUCACAAGAGUGUUUCUGUACAGAGAAUGAAGGGAAGAGAACAGGAGAAAAGAAGAGUGCCAGAAAAAAGCAUGUCUGAAAGUACCUCGGAGCCUGAUGCAACACAUGUUGAAGGAAGACCACGCAUCACCCAUGGCAAAAAUAGCUUUGUUGAGCUGAGGAAAAACAGGUCAGGAGAGAAAAUCAUCUGCCACAUGAAGAACAUUUUGGAGCAGCAGUACUUGGAAACUCCAAGCGACACCUCCUCAGAGGCAAGGCUUAGUGGAGAUCAUGGCACCACGAUCACUUCCACCACCUCAGAGUCAGAUACAGUGACCCAGACAGAGAUGGAAACUGUCACUCAGACUGAGGUGAGCAGUUCCAUUUCCACCAUCGACACUGCCAGGCUGAUCCGGGCUUUUGGCCGUGAAAGAGUUGAGGUGUCCCCAAGGCUCUCCCAGCUUUAUCAUACCAUCAACCACCAGAGAACUCGCUCUGAAAAGUGGGACAAGGGCAAAGCAGUGGGUGUGGAGUAUCCAAAGGUGACUUCUGAGAGGCACAAGAAGAGGAAAGAGAUGCAGACUGCCAUCUCCCUUUCAUCAGAUUCAACUUCUAUAAGCAGCACGUGGGGACCCAGCUCUGCUCUUAGUAACAAGCGGCGGACGCGGAUGCUCAACAAAGGUAUCCAAGCAGGAGACUUGGAGAUCGUCAGCAGCGCGACCAAGAAGAACACUCGAGAUGUUGGGGUGACUUUUCCUACCCCAAGAUUAAACCAGCCAAAAGAACAGCCACAGGAACCCUGGCGCUGUGUUGAUGGUAAUUUGGGAGAGUCAGAUGGUGCAGUCAUGGCUCAGCAGGCAGCAGGGAGCAAGGGGAAGCAGAAGGGAGAGCCAGGCAAUGUUUUCAUGGAGAAAAGGACAAAAAGGAGCAGGCUGCAGGUACCACAAGGGAUUUCAUGGUUUGUCCAGGCAGGAGACUUGAAAUCUGAAUCUAGGAAAGAAAACCAUUCCAAUUGCUUUGCUGGUCCUGGUCCAUCUUGGUUUGAGCCAUUCACCAGCAUAAAGCCUUGGAGAGAGCCUCUCCGUGAGAAGAACUGGCAAGAGCAGCAGCACAGCGACAUGGUUCAGGCAGGAGUUCCAGGAGGAGAGCCUGAGAACAGGUCCACAUGGCCCUAUGUGAAGCUUACUUUGCAGGAGGCUCUUGCAGUGCAUCGCCCCGACUUCAUCUCCCGCUCUGGAGAGCGUGUGAAGCAUCUGAAGCUUGUCAUGGAGGAGAGGAAGAUACAGAGCGUGCUGCAGUCCCAACGAGAGGAGCUGUUUAACCCUCCAGAGAAAAGAAGGGGCUACAGGAAUGCAAGUGACAUGCUGUCUGACAGAGGUAUUGUCAUUAGAGAAAAGAGAAGAACAAUUCCAAGGAGUGAAAUGGUUCAGAGAUCUAAACGGAUCUAUGAGCAGCUGCCGGAGGUGCAGAAGAAGCGAGAGGAAGAGAAGAGGAAAAUGGAAUACAACUCCUACCGCCUGAAGGCCCAGCUUUACAAGACAAAGAUCACCAACCGUGUCUUGGGGAGGAAGGUGCCUUGGAACUGAUAGAGAUCUCUUCAAAUGAAGCUGUCUGCUGCUUGGUAACCUUGCAGCAGGCGGGAGAUUGCGAUGUGCCAGAGAUAAAGCAGUAAAUACGUGUGCAGAGGAUGCUGUGUGGUGUUCAGUUGUGCUGGUUUUGUACUAAUAUCAUCUCUCUGUAUUUAAGAAUCAGUGAUUUGAUGUGAAUGGCAGGUUUUAAAAUAAAGGACUGUUUUUAUAGUGA
Molecule: messenger RNA, 8594 nt
Organism: Pezoporus flaviventris
Lineage: Eukaryota; Metazoa; Chordata; Aves; Psittaciformes; Psittacidae
Gene: ALMS1
Product: ALMS1 centrosome and basal body associated protein
Exons: 20
Coding region: 95-8377 (2760 amino acids)
Biological process (GO): regulation of centriole replication
Cellular component (GO): centriole; cytosol; centrosome
Source: RefSeq, a predicted model, not a curated record